CAUUUGGAUAUAUCUUCUUGUGCAUGCACUAGCUGCUGGGAGAUCAAGCAAAAUUGUUGAUGCAAAUUUGAGCAGGGAGAGGAUAGAUCAGAAGGUUAAGGUGAAGGAGUGGAAUUAUGCAGCUGGAUAUAACUAUGAACUCAAAAGAGAAGCUCAGAUGUUGGAGUUGUUUGAGCUGGUGAGGCUGAUUUUGGGGACUCUUGGCUUCAUCUUCCGUAGUGGGACAACUUUGCUUUUCCUUGUUUAUAUUUUAGUUCAUUUGAAUCAAUGAUUUUAAUUUGAACCUCUCACCAAUAUCAAUGGCAUAUUGCCACCCCAAAAUAAAACCUCUAUUUCACAAACUUUAUAUAUGAAGUUACAGAUAUAUGAUUCAAUUUUAACAUUAUCUAUAUACUCUCUGUUUAUUGAAAGGUACCUUAUUUGGAAUUUACCAAAGGAUUCAUCGCUUCAAUGAUUUUAAAGGCACAGAAAGAGAACAUAUGAGAUUGUGGAGUGAAAUCUCUCUUUACAUUCCCCACGCUUGGCCUUUGUCACCUGCUGCACAUAGGAGACACCUGGUUAGCUUGACAUUAGCUCAUAAAAUAUGAAUAUCAGGCAAUCUUUCAAGUUUAGAAUUACUCCACAUCAAGCAUCCCAAAUCCGAGCUCAAAGCAAUAGAGAUGAAGCUCCGGGAAGAUCAAGCAAGCUUGUUGAUGAGAAUUUGAGCGUUCUGAGGGAGAGGUUGGAGAAGGCUAAGGGGAAGGAGAAGCUAGAGAGAUGCUACAGACGCGAAUAUGGCUGGAAUUAUGCAUCUGGGUACAACUAUAAACUCAAAAGAGAUGCUCAGAUGUUGGAGUUGUUUGAGCUGGUGAGGGUGAUUUUGGGGACUCUUGGCUUCACCUUUCUUAGUGGGACAGCUUUGCUUUUCCUUGUUUCUAUUUUAGUUCAUAUGAGUCAAUGAUUUUUAAACCUCUCUCCAAAAGUAAAUGCUAAUAACGCUAGCUAGUUCACCGUCCUACCUCUAUGGAUUGGAGGCCACAAGGUUGGAGUUCAACUCCCACCUUGUGCUUGCAAAAAAACACCCCACCUCCCCGCUAGAUCUAAAAUGUUCCUAUGUUCAGGAAAAAAAGAAAAAACCAUAUAGCCUCCCCAGAAUACAAUCUAUAUUUCACA
Messenger RNA from Rubroshorea leprosula, 1152 nucleotides. The record is from the annotation of a GenBank genome assembly. Lineage: Eukaryota; Viridiplantae; Streptophyta; Magnoliopsida; Malvales; Dipterocarpaceae.